CUGAAAUUUCAGCUAAGAAAUUCUUUAAAGUUGCUUUAUUCGAUCCAGUUUUCGCAAAUGUUAAAGAUGAACUUAAACAUCAAUUCCAACCAAUUAUAG
This is a messenger RNA of Trichomonas vaginalis G3, 99 nucleotides long. RefSeq lists its product as uncharacterized. NCBI's taxonomy places the organism in Eukaryota, Parabasalia, Trichomonadida, Trichomonadidae. The transcript has a single exon. The record is from RefSeq and is a predicted model, not a curated record.